Penicillium bovifimosum is the source of this 255-nucleotide messenger RNA. RefSeq lists its product as uncharacterized. NCBI's taxonomy places the organism in Eukaryota, Fungi, Ascomycota, Eurotiomycetes, Eurotiales, Aspergillaceae. The coding region runs from base 1 to 255 and encodes 84 amino acids. The transcript has 3 exons. The record is from RefSeq and is a predicted model, not a curated record.
AUGAAGUUCAGUGCCACUAUCGCUUUUGCCAUCCUCGGUCUCGCCACCCAGCAAACCCUGGCCGCCGCCGUCGAGUCAGAGUCCGUUGUGCCUUUGGAGAGCGCCGAGGUCAUCCAGGCUCGUGCCCUCGGUUGCUACCAACAGGGUACUCCCAGCAGACCGGCUAUGUGCCACAAGCCCAAGUGCCCAUCCAACAGACGCAGUGUCUUCUGGGACUUUGGAUGCCCAGAUGGAUCCUGGAAGUGCUGCAUCUAA